Emys orbicularis (European pond turtle) is the source of this 2706-nucleotide messenger RNA. RefSeq names its product TAR DNA binding protein (gene TARDBP). Gene Ontology annotation, cellular component: chromatin; nucleoplasm. Gene Ontology annotation, molecular function: RNA binding. The transcript is spliced from 6 exons. Gene Ontology annotation, biological process: regulation of gene expression. The record is from RefSeq and is a predicted model, not a curated record. Lineage: Eukaryota; Metazoa; Chordata; Testudines; Emydidae. Bases 91 to 1335 code for a protein of 414 amino acids.
GUCAGCAGCGGCUGCAGGAAAGGAAGGUGGAGGCGCCCGGAGCCUCCUCGCCCCGUGUAAGGCCCCCCUGGCCUGUAAAAUCCAGCAAAGAUGUCUGAAUACAUCCGCGUUACUGAGGAUGAGAACGAUGAGCCCAUUGAGAUCCCUUCAGAGGAUGAUGGCACUGUGCUGCUAUCCACAGUUACUGCCCAGUUCCCCGGAGCAUGUGGCCUGCGUUACAGGAACCCAGUGUCUCAGUGUAUGAGAGGAGUCCGGCUAGUGGAAGGAAUUCUCCAUGCUCCAGAUGCUGGUUGGGGAAAUCUGGUCUAUGUUGUUAAUUAUCCCAAAGAUAACAAGAGGAAAAUGGAUGAAACAGAUGCCUCAUCAGCUGUGAAAGUAAAACGAGCAGUACAAAAGACAUCUGAUUUAAUAGUUCUGGGUCUUCCCUGGAAAACCACUGAACAAGAUCUAAAGGAAUAUUUCAGUACAUUUGGAGAAGUUCUCAUGGUGCAGGUUAAGAAAGACAUUAAGACUGGUCACUCAAAGGGUUUUGGUUUUGUUCGAUUUACGGAGUAUGAAACCCAGGUGAAAGUGAUGUCCCAACGACACAUGAUAGAUGGAAGAUGGUGUGACUGUAAACUUCCUAAUUCUAAGCAAAGUCCUGAUGAACCUUUGCGUAGCAGAAAGGUGUUCGUUGGGCGCUGCACUGAGGAUAUGACUGCAGAUGAGCUCCGGCAGUUCUUUUCUCAGUAUGGAGAAGUGGUAGAUGUCUUCAUCCCCAAACCCUUCAGAGCUUUUGCUUUUGUUACAUUUGCAGAUGAUCAGGUUGCCCAGUCUCUUUGUGGAGAGGACUUGAUCAUUAAAGGAAUCAGCGUACAUAUAUCCAAUGCUGAACCUAAGCACAAUAGCAAUAGACAGUUAGAAAGAGGUGGAAGAUUUGGUGGUAAUCCAGGAGGCUUUGGGAAUCAGGGUGGAUUUGGUAAUAGCAGGGGGGGAGGAGGUGGUUUGGGGAACAACCAGGGCAGUAAUAUGGGUGGAGGGAUGAAUUUUGGAGCAUUUAGUAUCAACCCUGCUAUGAUGGCGGCAGCCCAGGCAGCAUUGCAGAGCAGCUGGGGAAUGAUGGGCAUGUUAGCUAGUCAACAGAACCAGUCUGGGCCAUCGGGAAACAACCAACCUCAAGGCAACAUGCAAAGGGAGCAGAACCAGGGUUUUAGUUCAGGGAGUAAUUCUUACGGAGGAUCUAACUCUGGAGCAGCAAUAGGUUGGGGGUCAGCAUCAAAUGCAGGAUCAAGCAGUGGGUUUAAUGGAGGCUUUGGUUCAAGUAUGGAUUCCAAAUCAUCAGGCUGGGGAAUGUAGACAGUGGGCUCUGAUACUGACUCUAUGGUGGGAAAUCAAAUUUUUCUAAACUCAUGGUAAGUAUAUUGUAAAUUGCAUAUAUACUAAAAUUUUCCUGAUCAAUUUGUUCAAUGUGCAGUAUAUUCAACAGUAUUUUUGACAUUUUUCUUUUGUAAAAAGAAAGGUUAAAGGAAUUUUAUAAGUUUUGUUACAUAAUUUGUUGGAAUAUUGAAUGAUUGAAAGUGAACUGCUGUUUGCCUGAUGGGUAAACUAACACACUACAAUUGAGAGGAAGGGUUUCUCCUGUAAUAUUUUAUUCCUUGUCAGCUGAAUUCUUUGCAUGGUCAAAAAGGAAACCAUUGGUCAGAAACUACAUUCUUUCUUUUCCUCUUGUUUGUUUUAAUUUGAUCCCCACCAUAAGAAUCUCUCCAAAUGCCCCAGUUGGAGAACAGUGUCGGUGUUGUUGUGUUUUGUUUGUUUGUUUGUUUUUUUCCUUUUAACACUGUCUCCCCUCAUAUACUAAGUACAAUAUGAAGGCUUCAUUUAAUCUCUGCAGUUCAUCUCAUUUCAAAUGUGUAUGGAAGAAGCACUUAAUUGAAAGCAGUGCUGUAAAUAUUCUGCUUUAGGAAUACUUCUGUCUACAUGCUUUCUCAUCCAAGAAUACUUCAUCACACUGCACAUGCUACGUCUUAGACGGUGGGUGUUCCAUUUUUAUCCGCUACUCUUUAUUUCGUGGAAUCGUAUCAACGCUAUGAACGCAAGGCUGUGAGAUGGAACCAGAAGGCUGUUUGAACUUUUGAAACCUUGUGUGGGAUUGAUGGUGGUGCCGAGGCAUGAGAGGGCUGGUAUGUGCGAGAAAAAGGAGAGAGCGCAUGCAGAGACCUGGUGGUGCAUUAUGGGAUUUUAUUUUACUUGGCGAGAUGUCUCUCAAUCCUGUGGCUUUGGUGAGAGAGUGUGCAGAGAGCAAUGAUAGCAAAUAAAGUACGAGUGUUUUUUGCAUUCAAAGGACAUCCAUAUCUGGAAGCCUAAAUGGGUUUUAUACCUAGUUAACCAAUUAGUUGAAUGUGUUAAGUGAAAUGAAUAUCUGUAUUUUUUUUCCCUUAUGUCAACUGCUGUGAAUGUUGUAUGGUGUGUGUUCUUUUCUGUUAAUGAUAUGUAAGUGUGGUAAUGUGAAUCGAAGAUGAUGGGGUUUGUGACGAGAACAUUGAGUUUGUGGUGUGCUUUGCGGUAGUUGUAGCAGAGUUCACUAGCGAGCUCAGUGUGCCUCUUAAGGGUGGAAGUUCCACUGUCUGUAAGAUAUCCAUAAGAAUGCUGUUUGCUGCAGUUCUGUGUUUGGAUGCUUUUUAUAAGAUUUGUCAAUGUAGGAAAUUCUUAAAUAAAACUGAUUUAAGU